AUGUUGAGAAGUUCAAGGUUAUUAAUUAACAAUCUUUGUGCCUAUAAUUGUUUAUUACCAAAAACAAUAACAUUCUUUAACAAUAGUUUAACAAAGCUGCAACAACAACAACAAAGUCAAAGACAACAAUACAAUCACCACAAUAACAAAAACAACAACACAUUAUUAUUAAUAAAUAAAAAUAAUAGUUAUUUUGGUUUAAGAACUAUAAUGUCAACUUCUACUGUUAACAAUAGUGGCAAUAGUGACAGUAUUAAUAUGAGUACAGACAACAACAACAAUAACAAUAAUAACAAUAAUAAUAAUCAAAGUGAUUCAUCAUUAAAUAAACAACAUAAACAUACAAAUAGAUUAAUUAAUGAGAAAUCACCAUAUCUCUUACAGCAUGCUCAUAAUCCUGUAGAUUGGUAUCCAUGGGGUCAAGAAGCAUUCGAUGCUGCCAAACAACAAGAUAAACUAAUAUUCCUUAGUGUUGGUUAUAGUACUUGUCAUUGGUGUCAUGUAAUGGAAAGAGAAUCAUUCGAAGAUGAAACAAUUGCCAAAGUAAUGAAUGAUCUCUUUGUAAAUAUCAAAGUGGAUCGUGAAGAGAGACCAGAUAUCGAUAAGAUCUACAUGACCUAUAUCACAGAGACUUCUGGCUCUGGAGGUUGGCCAAUGAGUGUAUGGUUAACACCUGACCUUCGGCCAAUUACAGGUGGAACUUAUUUCCCACCUACAACUAAAUAUGGAAGAGGAGGAUUCCCUGAUAUCUGUAAGAAGAUUAGUACAAUGUGGAAAGAUGACCGUAAGCGUGUUCUUGAAAGUGGAGCAUCUUUUAUCACCUAUUUGAAGGAGGAGAAACCAAAGGGUAAUAAGGAUGCUGCUAUCUCUUUCGAUACUCUAAAGACUUGUCACUCUGAGAUUGUCAAGCGAUUCGAUCCAGAGUUUGGUGGAUUCUCAGAGGCACCUAAAUUCCCGAGAACCUCAAUCUUUAACUUUUUGCAUCGUGUUCACCGACGAUUCGAGUCGGACAACACUCUGGAGAAACUACACUUCACACUGGAGAAGAUGUCUCGUGGUGGAAUCUAUGACCAUUUGGCUGGUGGAUUCCAUCGUUACUCUGUCACCGAGGAUUGGAAAGUGCCACAUUUCGAGAAGAUGCUCUAUGACCAAGGACAAAUUGUCAGUGUCUAUCUUGACGCCUACCAAAUCUCAAAGAAUGAACACUUUAAGGAUGUUGCUACUGGCGUUAUCGAGUAUGUACUGAGAGAUUUGACGCAUGUCGACGGUGGAUUCUACUCGGCAGAAGAUGCCGACAGUCUCGACGACAAGGGAGAGAAGACCGAGGGUGCCUUCUACGUAUGGGAUUACUCUGAAAUCAAAAAGGCUGUGCCAGAGGAGUCGGACCUUGAGAUAUUCAACUUUAUCUUUGGAAUCAGUCCAAACGGUAAUGUCUCAGCGUCGGAAGAUCCACACGGUGAAUUCUUGGACAAGAAUAUCAUCAUGCAAUUCCACACAUUUGAAGAGUGUUCAAAUAAAUUGAAUAUUCCAGUGGAACAAGUGAAACAAUCCAUCGAAAAGUCAAAGGUAAGCUUACUCAAGUUAAGAGCUAAAAGAGCUAGACCACAUUUAGAUGACAAAAUUAUUACAUCUUGGAAUGCACUCAUGAUCUCUGCUUUGUCAAAAUCAUUUCAAUUGCUUGGUGAACAGAGAUAUUUGGAAGCUGCCAAGAAAUCAGUACAUUUCAUUAAAACCAAUCUUUACAAUGCCGAGAAGCAAACAUUGAUUAGAAACUACCGAGAGGGACCAAGUAAAGUCGAAGGAUUCACCGAUGACUAUGCAUUCUUAAUUCAAGCACUGCUCGAUCUGUAUGAAUGUUGUUUUGAUAUCGCCUAUUUGGAGUGGGCCGUUGAACUGCAAGCCAAACAAGAUAAACUAUUUUGGGAUAAAGAAGGACACGGUUAUUUCUCGAGUAGCGGACUCGACAGCAGUAUUCUCUCGCGACUCAAAGAGGAGCACGACGGAGCUGAGCCAUCCUGCCAGUCGGUGGCAUGCAACAAUUUGAUUAGAAUCGGAAAUAUGUUGCACGACGACGACUACACUGACAAUGCAUUACUACUCUUGGAAUCGGUUUCACUCUAUCUACAUCGUGCACCAAUUGUAUUCCCUCAGAUGGUUGUCUCACUCGCCAAUCACUUGGAACCAACCUAUACAUUCUCAUUUGCCGCCGACAAGAGUUCUGCUGAGUUACGUUCGCUCCUGGACACCAUCCACACUUUCUACAUGCCCAACAAAGUUUUGCUCCUCAAAGACACUGAGCAUCCUCAGGAUAUGACGUUCUUCUCAGAGCUCGACCAACACGCUAUCCUUUUGAAGUACACCAAACUCUACGACAAACCAACUCUCUACAUAUGCAGUGACGAAGGAUUUUUAAAAAACAAGUUCCGCUACGGCUACCGUGUUAUGACUUACGCAAGAGGAAAGAUUCAACCAUAUGAAAUCUAUUCAGUCUGCUAUAAAAUGAUAAAAGAAAUUAACAAUGAAAAACAAACAUUACUGGAAGAAAAACAACAAUAUGAAAUGAAAUUAAAAAUUCUUUCCUAUGAUAUAUAA
Molecule: messenger RNA, 2592 nt
Organism: Heterostelium album PN500
Lineage: Eukaryota; Evosea; Eumycetozoa; Acytosteliales; Acytosteliaceae
Product: thioredoxin domain-containing protein
Exons: 6
Coding region: 1-2592 (863 amino acids)
Biological process (GO): carbohydrate metabolic process
Source: RefSeq, a predicted model, not a curated record